AUGUCCGUCCUAAGCGUCCACGCCUCCGCAACGCACUCCUUCUCCAAGCCCCGCGUGCCCAGCAUCACCCUCCUGCCCAACCUGGGCGUGCGCGGCGACGCACACGCCGGCGCCACCGUCCAGCACCGCUCGCGUCUGCAUAUCUCGCCCCCGCCGCCGAAUCUGCGCCAGGUGCAUCUUAUGCAUGUCGAGAUCCUGGAUGCUGCUGCUGCUGGUGAUGGUGGCGGUAGUGAUAGUGGUGAUGGUGGUGGUGGUGGUGGUGGUGGUGGUGGUGGUGGUGGUGGUGGUGGUGAUGGCGGGAGUGGCGGUGGCAAGCUGCGGCCCGGUGACCUGGGGGAGAACAUCACCACGCGCGGGAUUGAUAUGUUGAGUCUUGGGAAGGGGACGAGGUUGCGGUUUGUCGUCGUACGCGGCGGCGGGGAUGAGGCUGAGGAAUGGCAGGCAAGGGGACGGCGCGGAGGUGGUGGUCACGGGGAUUGCGGAACUCGUACGUUCGUUGUGCGCGGGCCGGAUGAGCGGAUCGUCGCACGUAAGGCCGGUCCUCCUUGA
Molecule: messenger RNA, 549 nt
Organism: Histoplasma mississippiense
Lineage: Eukaryota; Fungi; Ascomycota; Eurotiomycetes; Onygenales; Ajellomycetaceae
Exons: 2
Coding region: 1-549 (182 amino acids)
Molecular function (GO): catalytic activity; pyridoxal phosphate binding; molybdenum ion binding
Source: RefSeq, a predicted model, not a curated record